Hibiscus syriacus is the source of this 2107-nucleotide messenger RNA. Its product is annotated as protein WVD2-like 7. The transcript has 9 exons. The record is from RefSeq and is a predicted model, not a curated record. Bases 145 to 1869 code for a protein of 574 amino acids. Lineage: Eukaryota; Viridiplantae; Streptophyta; Magnoliopsida; Malvales; Malvaceae.
UUCACUUUUCUCAUCUCCAAUGGCCUCCUCCACUGUUACUCUUAUCAUUUGAAUUUCAAAUUUAAAUGUCUUUGUUUUCUCUCAAUAGUUCAGUGGAAGACAUACACUGCAUAAUUGUUAAAGAUUAGUGGUUUGGGAACAGACAUGGGAGACUCAGCUUGUCUCAUGCAACCAUUUUCUUACACUGCAGGCCUUCCCCAUGAUUCCAAGGAGGGAAACCAUGGUCUUGGACAGUCGAUAUCAUUCGGGAGAUUCAUGUCGGAAUCUCUGUCUUGGGAGAAGUGGUCGGCGUUUUCUCAUAACAAAUAUGUUGAAGAAGCCGAGAGAUAUGCGAGGCCUGGUUCAGUGGCUCAAAAGAAAGCAUUUUUUGAAGCUCAUUACAAGACCCUUGCUGCUAGGAAAGCAGCCGCCAUGCUCGAACAAGCCAAAAAUGCUGCUGAAACUGAGGCCGUUCGCCAAGAAAACAAGCCCUCAAGUGCAGAAAGUGGCUUCGUUUAUGAAUGUAAAGAGAAUAAUUCAGAAUUUGUGAAGAGUGGGAGCAGAAAUAUGGGUGUAGGAGCUGAUUCAGUUGAUGAACCCCAGGUUCUUUUGGAGAAUAAUAUGAAAAAUGAAACUUUUGAAAAGAAUGGGGUUGUUUUUAAGGGUGAAAUUAGAGAUUUGGAGGUUAAAGAAACAACCCAAGUGAAGAACAAUUGUGUUCAAGUUAACCAGACAAAACUGCCUGAAUAUGAUAAAGAACUGGAGCUCAGUGAAGGGACUCAAAUGAAGAAGCCUCUACUUGAGAAUACUGUUAUGCAGAGUGGCAAAACAAAUGAAGAUGAACCUGAGGUAACAAGCAAGAAGAAACCUUCAUAUUCUUCCUCAAAGGUGUCAGCUGGUGAAUAUAAUACAGAAUUGGAGCUCAGUGAAGGAACUCAAAUGGAGAAACCUCUAAUCAAGCAUGGCAAAACAAAUCAAGAUGAAUUUGAGGUAACAAGCAAGAGGAAACCUUCACAUUGUUCCUCAAAGGUGUCAGGUAAUGCGAGGACAUCCAAGGUUCCAUCUUCACCUUCGAAAUUCAAAGCUCCGCUUCGUCCCAACAAUGGAAACAAUCUCACUCCAAGGGCCAAGAAGCCUGCAAUUGGUAUAUCUGAAAGAAAGAGAUCAACACCAAAACCGAGCCACAAGUCUAUUAACUUCACCCCUGCAAAAGAACUCAGUAAAUUAACUGGUCCAAGAACUGACUCAAACUGUAAAGCAUCUAAAGAAUUCCCAACACCUUUAAGGACUCCAAACAAGGCUUCUGUAAGUGGAAAACUGAAACAAUCCUCAGCCACCCCUUGGUCCGAAAACCGAAGUGCUAGAACACCAGUUGAUUCCUCAGCCAGUGUCAGCAAAACAGCACGCGGAAAAUGGAGCUUUCUUCCUACAGAAAGAAGGAUUUUGAGUGGUUCCAGAAACAAAUCACAGUCACCUGGUAUAUUUGCAUCUUUCAGUUUGAGAACUGAAGAAAGAGCUGCUAGAAGAAAACAGAGGCUCGAAGAAAAAUUCAAUGUUAUUCAGGAACAAAAAGUACAGCAGCAAACAACACUCGAGGAAAAAGCAGUGACCGAACUCAAGAAACUACGACAAAGCUUCUGCUUCAAGGCAAGACCAUUGCCAGAUUUUUAUAAAGAUAUAAAACCCAAAGAUCAGAUUCAAAAGAAACUGGAAUCACCUUCCAUAGGAAGAAAAUCCACUCCCAGCAAACACUCUCUUCCUCAUUGGAAGUCUUCGAUUAAGAACACUUGCUUCAUUCAUAAGAAAGACCGAAUGUCAGCUCGUUCUCUUGCUUCACAGAUUGCGACGACUGCUGAUGAGAAUGCAUCAUCAAACAUCCAGCAUGCAUAAGGCUUUACACAACAUUGUAAAAUUCCGCAUGUUAGUUGUAUGAAUCCCAAAAUAUUACUCAAUUCUAAUGCAGGAUGCCUAGAAUUGGAUGAAAUGGAGAGGCUGUAAAACAAAAUAAUCCCUUCCAUAUCGUAGCCAAUUCAUAUCUGUGUGCAGCAUUUCUUUCUGUAAUUAGUAGAGUACUAUUUAACAACAUUUUGUCAAAAACUUCUUGUUCCCUGAAAUAUGUUUUGGAGCA